AUGUCCGUGCUGAAGUAUUUUAAAAUCCUAAACUUCAAUCGAGAAGAUAAGAUCAAAAGCGAGCAUUGUUUGAUUGGAAAUCGGCCGCGCGCAGUCGGUUUGGGUAAACCCAGACGGCUUGUUAAACACACUCGCCUACGCGUGUUCUCCUUAGAAUGCAGAAGGAAAGACGAACUCACUAAUCUGCGCGCCCAAUCCGCCGUCAUCACCGAAUUUCCGGUGAGCAUCGACUUUUUAUGACCAUAAUGUCUGUAUUAUCCGGAUUUUCACGACAGAGUCGAAGGUUGCAAUUGAAAAUGACAGUUUAUUAGUGCGAUCACGUUGUGUAAACAUUCCGAUGCGCAACUUCAUAAUUUACCUCACUGUUUCAGGCGGCAAACGGAUCCUCAACAUGAGCAACUGCUCACAGUGCAAAAUGGUGAUUUUUUAGUUUUUUUUUAAACUAAUGCGUGUGGUUUCAUUUGAAAAACGUUAGAAUAUUGAUGUGAUCCUCAAAGGAAUCUCAACCGAAAAAUAAAUUUUCUUUGGCGUGGCUCAUUGAGAAUUAAGUAAAAUGCUCUGAACGAUUGAAGUUAUGAAAAAGCCAUUUUUCUGAGUUUCAAAGACUUUCCUCUAGAAGAUCAACGCCAAAAAUUGACAAUUUAUGAAAAAGCCAAAAAAUCUAUUUUUUUCUUGACAAUUUUUUUCUAAAGAAUAUUAAAGAUUAAGAAGGUACUUGGCUGAUAUUUUUCCUGGAAUCAAAUGGCUUUUAAAAAAGUUUCAGCUUUUUCUUUUCAAACUGAAACUUUCGUUAUCGGGUUUGCUGUAUAAAAAAGUGAGAAAGAGAAAAUUUCUUAAGUUCCAAAAUUUUGGUUUCCAUGCUCAAAAUCUUUCGAAAUAUCCCAGUGGUUCUUCUGAGUUUGAAUUCCCACGAUCCAAAAAACGAACACUGGUUUGUUAUUCAUCUUCCCUGCACUUUUAUACAGUCCCCCUUGUUUUUUAUCACUCCAGUCGCUGACAAAAUUGCCAUUUACAGCCAUUCGCAAAGCCAUCGCCUACCGGUUCAUAUUGCGAACUGUUUCAAGUGUCAGUUAUUCGUAGUCAAAACUUUGAGCGCACAGUGCCUUGGAUUAUGCAAAACGUGUACAUUUUGGCCAUUUUCCCGCCUGACUCCAUUUGACUCUCGCUGUACAUUUCCUAUCCCCCCUGACUCCUAAAUAAUAAGCGUCAUUUCCUCGUAAGUUCUUCUUUUUUUGUGGGAACAGCUGUAAAGGAGGAAGAGAGGCUUUCAAAUUUAAAGUGUGAUCGAUCAUCUGCCUUGAUAAGCUUCAUUAUGGCAUCAGUGAAACGGCGAACAAGUUUUAUUUUCUUCACUUUCUUGUACAAUCCCUUGCCCUGAUGCGAGUGGUUGAAAAUUCGCUAGAUGUUAGGCUACUCGAGGAGGAUGAAUACCAGGUAAAUUAAAAAAUUUUUGCUGUUUCAAAUUUUUUCUUUUUUAGAGAGUUUUUCGCUUUUUUUUUCUGUAACCAUUAUUUGAUAGUAAUCUUCGGUCUUGUUAUCUUUUUUUGAUUUGAAAGUUUUUUUUAAACAUUAUUUCCGGAAAGUUUCGAAAUUUCCAGACACUUAGAUCAUUCGAAAACCGUGUAAGAAAUGCGGCCCAUUCAGUUUUGAAGAUGGAUUGGUCUUCUAGGAAAAAAAUUAUUCGCCUUCUUCUUUGUUUUUGGAAAUUCUUUGAACUUCCGAAGCGCCGCCUUUUUAAAGAGUGUUUCUCUAACAUGAACAACGAAAAAAAGCCUAUCGAACGACUUUUUUAAUUAAUUUUUCUUAAUUUUCAGAAAAGAUCUAUUUUCCGAUUUCAUUUUCUCAACUCUUUUCUUCUUUUUACUCACUUCGCAGCCUAUACUUUAAGCCUCAUUGCUUGUCAGCUGUUUGGCUUCCUACUUAUCUCAACGGAGAAAAGUAGGAAACUCAUGCAUUGAUUGCUGAGUAGCCACUUGAGGGGCAAAAAGAAACACAGAUAUUUUUGGAGGAGAAAGAAGCUUCUCGUGGGAUUUUUGUUGAUUUCAUCAUUUUCACUGUUUGGCUUCUUCCAAUUGUGGUUGUUCUUCGAAUCUAUUUAUUAAAUAUUAGAUGAGAAGAGAAGUGAGUUAUAUAUUUAUUAUUUUGCUCUAGAUGGAAUUUAUUUAAGCUUUAAAAAAAUUGAGUUUAAAGCUCCUUAUAGACUAGCUUGGGAAUAAUAAAAAAAUGAAAAAGAGUUUUCAAAAAGCUUUCAGUGAAAGUUCUGUUCCAAGUUUUUGGUUUGAGAACAAGAUUGAAGUUUUAUUCUUUAGCUUGAUAAAUAGAAUAAUUUCCAACAGCAAAAAAAUAAAAAGCAAACAAUUUUUCAUUUUUUUGUGGAAAAGUCCGUUCAAAAAAAUAUUUUUAUUUUUUUGCGGUUUCAUCUGAGAAAAAAAUAGAACAGAAAUGAAACAUUCUCGAAGAGAGUUGUGGCUGAAAGUAAGCAUAUCGAUCUUGCGCGUAAAACUUUUUUUCUGCUUUUUUUUCCGGGGCUGUUCGUCUCGUGUCACACGCCGAGUUUGCUCGUUUGCCUCUUGGCGAACGGUCGGCUGCCUCAUUUGCUAUUAAUCCGGAACUUUUGUCGCGCGCCCUCUAAUCGUUUUGGACUCGCCUUUCUGCUCCGCGCGUCAUGCACCCAACUCAUUUUUCCGCCGUCGAUCAUCUCCCCGAUUCAUCUUUGGCACCUUGGGGUGAAUUCCCACCUGUCGAGAGGGUCGGUUUUUCGAAAAGUCUGUUUUGCACUUGUUUUUUUUUUCUCUUAGGCCGAGAUUUGGAAGUUUAUGCCUAAAAGUGAGCUUGAUAUCAGCUACCGGAAAAAAAUUUGCUUUUGCAUUUAUUUUUUCAAGCUUCGAGGUUGAAAGGUUAAGACGAAAUACGAGUUAAGAGAUCACUCUGAAUCGGUUUUUUCGAAUAACCUGCUUUUGCAUUUUUCAUAGAGCUCAAAAGAUGAAAACCACAUUUUCGAGCCAAUGAAUGAACUGAAAAUAUAAAUUUGAAAUAUACUCCAUUCAAGGAAAAAAUGAAAAAUUCUUACCGCCUGUGUUCUCCUAUUCUCUGUGCUACAGUUCCUCGAACUAUUGCCUUUUCUAAGAUGUUUUGCUCAGUUUGAAGACAGAAAAUGAGGGCUCAGACGCUUGAACUGCUUCAAGUUGUGGCGAAUGGAGUAAGUUAGCCCUGGAGAGAAGGAAGUUUCGAGAAUUUUUCACUAUUUGAUUUAUAUCUCGACUUUUUUUGCCAGUUAUAUUUCUUGGUAUUUUUGUUCUGUUCGGGGGCAGAGUCAAAAAAUUCUGAUUAAACCAACUAAUUGGCGUUGAAAGUUUAAUUAUCUCGACCAAAGUCCAUAAACCUUCUAUGAAUCUCAAAAAGACGAGCAGAAAAAGUAGCCGCGAAAAAUGAUCCUCAUGAGAAUUCUCAGCAUCUUCCUCAAUGGCACAUUCUUCUGAAGACCAAUGUUCCAAAAAAAAACUUUAGAGUAAGGCCUAGUAAAAAAACCAGAACAAGGUCUUACUACUGAAAAAAAAGUAUCUCAAUAAAGACAUCAUCCUGAAAAAGAAAAGCUGAAAGGGGUCCUCCAUGCAGCUUGGAAUUCGAGACACAGGAACAGUGAAAUAAAAAUAUUUUUCUAUAUAAAUUUAACCAAUUAUUUUUUUAUGUUAAUUGCUUAAAUUUGCAUUUAAUACGGACGAGGGCAAGUCAGGGCACAAAAGUUUGCAAAUUCUCUCUAAAGCGUGAUAAAUUCCCUCAUGAGAUGCUCUCAUUAUUCAUGAGCUGGAAAUAUUGGGCUUCAUCUGAGAAAUGGCGUUGAAAAACUUAUAGUUUAUGCAUGGAAGAGAACUUUGUGUCACACCUUCUACGUCGCCAUUUUUCUCAGAAAAUUUUCCAAAAAAAAUGACAAAAAAAGAAUUGUGAAACAAUAAGUUGUGAUAGUUUCAUUGAAAUAAAGUGUUGAUUCUAUUGCUUGGAAAUUUUAAGCCCAAGCUAAGAAUUGAUAAAAAAGGUUUGUUGAAGAGAAAACAUCCUCUACGCCUUCGUUUUUUCUUGGAAACUAGCUUCAUUUCUGAAAAAAGAUAAAAAAGAGAAAAAUUGGCUCAGUUCAGAUUUUCUCUGAAUAUUCUUCAGGAUGAGUUUUUUUUGAUUCAUUCAAAACUUUCUCGAAAAAAAACUAUUGAUUUUCUCAUUACAGCCAAGGCGUUCUUGUCAGCAGCACAGUCUUCUCGUCGAGGACAAAGCGACCGUUUUGGCUUCUCUCCGGGAACAACUACCCAACAUGUCGAUGUUACAUCGGCACGAGACCGCGUGAGUAUUUUUUUAUUUGAAUCCAACAAAAAUUGAAUAAACGACCCGUUUUUUUUGAGAAUAAAUGUUGAUUUAGACUGGCUUUUCUGUAUGUGAUAUUAUUAAAAAAAUCUGCGAAUUUUUGCGGAUUAUGGUUGCUUAUUUUUUUGAUCCUCACUCGUAGAACCGGGAUCAGUUGAAGGGUAUGAAAACGUUUUUUUUUUUUUCAAUCAGUGCCUUUUUAAAAAUCAUUCCAUCAAAUUGAAUGAGUCUUACGUUUUUUAUUUUUGGGAAGAAAAACGUUUUGUGUAAUUUUAGACCAUUUUUUGAGUCUAAAGAAAAUUCAGCUUUCUAACUAUUUUAAUUAUGAACCGUUUCGAGACAUUGAAAACUUUACAAAAUUACCCUUUCGAGUAUUCGCAAGGUCUUAAUAUCGCUCAAAAACAAUUUAUAUGAAAUUUUUCUGUUUCUUUUUUUAAUAUUUUAAAGCACCAAAAAAACACCUAAAACGUGUACUUCUCCUGGUAAUCCUUUGAGUUUACUCAGCCAAAAACCUCAGAACCUCACUGAUUCACACGAAGCAGUGGCAAAAAAGAGGCGGCCGACCUUUUUCCUAAGAGAAAAAACCGUGUUCCGACGUGUGUGGCACAACAAAUGCGCCGUUAUCUGUGUACCCUCGUGUUAAUGACGCGAUAGCGUUUUCACAAGUGCGCGGGCCGUUCUUUCCUCAGCACAACGACUCCUUCCAGUUGUUUUUUUUUACUCUGAGCUGUCACCCGGCUGUCUUCUAUGGAUGAAUUUUUGUGAGUUUCCGGUUGAAAGCUCUUUUUGCUUCCCAAACUUUGAGCAGCCUGUGAAACGGAUUUUUUGAAGAAAAUAACAAUAAAAAUUGAAAAAAACUAUUUUCAGUCCAGUCUUGAGAUGAAAAAAAAAUAACGUAGUUUUUUUGAAAGCCUUUUUUUGGUUUUAUGAUUUUUCUAAAAUAGUGAUAACAGUUCGUUAAGGCUUUAAAAGUGUUUAGGAUUGAUAUAACUUACCGGUCAAGGGAAAAAAAUCUCUUCAAAACCAACAAUCAGAUCAGAUGAAAGUAACUGUGAAGAAAAUUUCGCAUUUGAGCAGAAACACCUCGGUUUUUUUUAAUCAAAAUCUUAAGAGCCUUCUGUUAUUUCUUUUUUUGCUUUCACAUUUUACGAUAGCCUAAAGAAACCUCUUAAAAACGCUAAUUUUUACACAUUAUUUCCAUUUUUCUAACCUUCCUUUUCCGCCUUCUGACCCAGGAACCAGAUCAAUUUUCCAGUUUUUAGAAGUUUUUAUUGACAGUUCACCUGACUGGACAGAAUUUAGGAACGAGUUCUGUUCGAAAUAGGCCAACAGAACGGCUGACCAAAAAUAUGAUAAUAUGGAAAAUCAAGGUAAAAUUUUGAAGAGGCUAAUCUGUUUUCAAAGGGAGAAAAGGAAUUUAGAACAGUUUGUUUUUGAGUUUUCCAACCAAAUAUUGAGGCAAAUUUGAGUAUUUCUGCAGCUGCUGUGAUAAGAAAUGCAGCCGCUUGUAUGGUCAUUGACCUUAUAUCAUUCCGUCAUGUUCUUCCUGUUUUGAAAGAGAUUAGGGCCUUUAAAAACUGUAGGUUUUCGUAGAAUCUUGCACAAUUUCGACUCUCACAAAAAAGGAAAAUGUCAGUGAUCCAAAGUUCUGCACUUUCAACGUCCAGCAAGCGUUUUAUUAACAUAUAAAUGAUAGGAAUUAUUGAAAAAAAAAACAUCCAAAAUCUGUUUUUUCCGUUUAGUUCACCUUCGACAUGCAACAGCCUGGCAAACAUCGGUCUUUCGCAGAUCAGCGUUCCUCUCGCUUGGAACAGCGACCAACACUUCAAAAGCAAAGGAGGUUCGAAUUUUGGAGCUCCGAGGGUGUUCCCACAGGUUAUUGUGGUUGCGGAAGAGUAUUGGCUGACUUACUGACAAAGAGUACGGCCAUGAGCAAAUACGGAGGUCUUUGAAGUCUCCGAGAAUCAGAAUUAGUUUUCUUGAAGAAAUCAAAUGUUUUGAGACAACAAUUUACGGAACUUUUUUCAAAAAAACUCUCAAACAUUUUCGUUUCUUUGGAAUAUUUUUGCAGUUCUAACCAAAACUGGAUCUUUUAGAAAAAGGGUUAGAAAGCAAAAAAUAGGCGUUUUUUUCUUAAGUACACACUUGUUUUGCGUCAAUGGCUUCUUGUAGGAACAAGUCUAUUUACCAAGAGAGUAGAAGCUUCACAGAGAAAAAUUAACGGAUAAACUAACGAGCGUUUCGAGACGAAAAUUUUCCCGAUUUUAAGCUCGGCAAUCUUGAAAUCAGAAGCAUGAAUACAGCGAAAAAAAACAAAUUGAGAAUUUUUUGAAAAUUGAGAAAAUGGGACAAUUUUAAUUACCAUUUUGAAGCUUUUUGUUUCUCAACUGAAAGAACUCUUGAGUAUGAAAGUUUCCGUGAAAAAAUUCAAAUAUUCAAAAAUAAGGUCUAUGAUUUUCAGAAACUGGCCUUUCGCUGCGGCGUUUUUUUUCUUCAGAAUCUUCAAAACAGGCAAAAAUCUCUUCGAGAUAAAUAAAUAUUACUGGUUUACUAGUCCAAUCUGAAUUAAUUAGGUUCUGAUUUCAAUACAUCACGAAAAGCACUGUUUUUAUUCGAAUUUCUUCAGAUUGUCGGACAUACUCCAUGUUCCUAGCGCUAAGAACGCGGAACCAAGUCGUCGACACGAAAAUCAUUACGAACAUCGACCGAACGAUGACCGACGUUGUUAUCAACGAAUCUUUCGUAUUGUAAGAUAAUCAAAGUUUACGAUGAAAAAAAAAACGGAAUUUCAGUGAGAACGAACCAGAAGACUUUGUAGUUGAAGUGAGCAUUUUUGCGGCAAGGACCGAUUAUGGGCCGAUGGAUGGCGGGGACAGUUUGAGGAGCAAAAUCACGAGAUCUCUUGGAAGGAAGUUCGGAUCGAGCGUGGUCAGUCGUUAUUUUUUCCAUAUUUGGAAAUCCCUUAAUGAAUUCGCAUCACAUUUUGUGUCAAUAAAUUUGUAUUAAUGAGCUUUUUGUCUUCUGAAAAAACGAACGGUGUCUAUAUUUAUGACGCACAUACCCAUUGCUUCUUAAGCGCAAUUAGAGAAAUUUGUACAAAUUAUUCUUCAUUUUGCAUCAGGAUAUUUUUACUUAAAGCCACUUUUCAGAAAAACAACCUCUCCAGCGCUGACAAACGAACCGUCCGAGCUGAGCCCUCAAUCGGAGGAACUUAUUUCAAUUUCCUCGCCAGAGCCUACUUGGCCAUCACUGAUGCUGGCGACAACAAUACAGUUCAUGAUCUCAAAUCUCAAGCUUUCGGUCAGUUUUUUUCCUUCAAUUUUGAAAGAAAGCUGAUUUUAGCUGAACUCUCGGGUCCUCCGCUCUAUGGAAAUGUGGUCUGUCGCUUGGCCGUUCUUCCUCAUUCAGUCCAAAGGCCUUUAGCCGAAGGAGUCGUCACAGUCCAUCAUUUGAAUGAGGACACUUACCUCAAGAAUGUCUUUGUGAAACUUCAGGUUAUGAGAGAAGGAGUCUCAUUUUAUCAUUUAUCAGUUUUAGGCGGGUAAAAUGCAAUGUUACACGAUUGGGGACAUCACACAAGGCGCUUUGGAUAUCCGCCUAGUUGUACCGUUUUCCAAGGUGCAGAAUCAAUUUUUCCAAUCAGAAAUUCAUUUUUUUUUAUUUAAGAGGACAAGAAUUGUUGCCAGCACGGAUCCUUGCUCUCUGAUGAUCGUCACAGAAGAAUCAAGGACAGUUGAAGCUUCAGAAGUUCUAAUAAUCGCCGAUGGAGCUCGAGCCCUCGACAGCUGGAGACAAGCUUUGAUCAAGCAACUCGAUGAAAUAAGUAACCUUUUUAUAUUUUUUUUUAUCAACAGCUUUUUUUUUAGUAAUUUGGGGAAAGUUUGCUCUGGCGCCCAUGAGCCUGGUCUUCGAGAAACAAGAAGAUCCGGUUAAACAGACCUUGAGCCGGGCAACUGGAGAUCGACUGUAUGACAAGAUCAGUGUUUGUGGUGAGUUUCAAAUUGAAACAUUGAAACUUUUGGCUUUCGCUUCCAAAUUCUAACUUGAAGUACCUUGUCAACUUAAAAUUACUUAUUUCCGAACACCUUAUUGAUGAAAAAAUAUCAUCUUUCAAGAAAGUUUGUUUCAAGGGAGCAUAUCGAGAGGAACUCUGAAGUCGAUUGGUCCGCCAAUGAGUUUGGCGCCGCCAGAAGCCGGACGCGGCGCCACAGCGCCCGUCAAACGUCAGAAACAGCGCGCCAACGUGAUUGACCUGUUCCAGGUAACUUUCGUUGUCUUUCCAUAAUUAACCUUCAAAGUGAAAAAGAAAAAAACCACGAUUUUGUUUUAGGCAACGAAUGGGGCUGCGAAAAAUGAGGGAAAAGACGAUCAACAAUUUGUCCUCCAAUUGAACAUCGGCGAUGGAGAGAGAAUCCAGCCAAAACACUCACCAAAAGGUUGAGUUGGAAAAUUCACAUUUUGAGUGUUUUUGGAAUGAAAAUGUUAAUCUCGAGAUUUGUUGUCUGCAAUUUGUUCUUAAAUUUAAAAAAGGUUGUUGAAAAAAUCGAUUCUUCCAAACGACUUCAGUUGCGCAAAUUUUCCUCUUAGCGAGGUUAUUGGGCGACAAUCAAGUUUUUAUCAGUUUGAAACCUUGUUAUAAUUGUUCAAAACGAAAAAAAGGAGGACUGAUGCGAUAACAUAGUUUCAUUCUUCACAUUAAAAAUUGAAAGGUUCGAAUAAUUUCGUGUCCAAAAACUUAGAAAUUAACUUUGAAAAAUAAAUCCAGACAAAGAGAAAAAAAUAAAUUUAUCUUCACACUACCAGACUAUUUUUUUCACAGCAAACUUCCGAUAACUCAUCUUUGAAAAAAAGGUAGGGAAUUCAUAAAAUUGUAGUUGGCAAAAAAAUUUUUUUAUGAACACUCCUUUAUUUCUUCAUAACAUGUUUACUAUCAGGUGAUAACAAGACAACAACCUUUGAAGAUUAGAAAAUGGGUGAAAAAGUCAUAUGAUGAAUUUUUUCAAAAUAGUGACAAACAAAUUUUGACAACUUUCUCAUGCUCCAGAUUCUGAUUUUUUGAAUGAUUAAUUUUUUUAUCGAUUUUACUCUUUUUCAACUCAGUUGCAAAAAUAUAAAAAAAGGGUUUUAAUCAGGUUUUUCUUUGAUGUUUCUUGCUGGAGCUGAUUUUAAUCCAUUAGGGCCACCAUUCCCCCCCAUCCCAGAAAAACUUCUCAAUUAUAAAUUUUUUUGAGAGCCCAAAACUAUGGAAAAAAAUGAAAAAAAGGCAAAACUUCGAAAAAUUUCAGUUGAAAAAGGAAUUUGUUGAGAUCCGCAUUUUUUUGUCGAAGAAUCGUAAUCUUUAAAGUGAUUUCUCUCAGAUAGUCAUUUUUUGAACUAUAUUUGUUUCAGAAUCCGUCUCUUCCUACAGACCCAAAGCCCCAACUAUCGAAAUACAUCCGCCCGUAAAAACAUCGCCACACAGAGGACUUGCUUCAGCCAACGUUUGUUUUUCAACUAAUUUUUUUUUGUGUUCCACUAGUUCGACUCAUAUUUUUGCUCAAAGGCACGCAGGAAAAUUGGACUAGCUUGAAAAGACGUAGUUUGGAACCAAAUAUUGGUCUUUACUAGGAUUUCUAGAAAUUUUGAGAGUCUCGGGGAAUUUUUCUUUUACAAUUAUGAGCUCACUGACGGAGCAUUUUGAGCAAUCGAAAGCGCGUAUAUACAUAGAUUUUUUUUAUUUGAAAAGCUGCUAUGAACAUGCCAUUUAAUGUAUAAAAGUCAAAAAUGUAAUUUUUUCAAACUUCAGGACGGAAAAAAGAGCUGGUCGCGAUCUUUGGGAGCCAUGAUCGGAAGAAAAAAACGAGUCCAUCUCAAAUCACCCGUCUUUGAAUUUUUUGUUCUACACAAAAUCUGUUGUUCAAAUAUAAUAUAUACCUCCAUAAUUCUUUUUGCAAUUUUACUGACAGUUUUUUUAUUGAAUGCAUAAUAAAAAAAUUACCAUUUUUUUAUAGAAUUCCUUAUUUUCGUGAUGUUCCUGAACAAAAAUGGAAACGAAAAAAAUUUUGCAACCAAUGUCUAUUUACUGUGACUAAAACAGGUCGGUCGCACAAAGAAUGGCUGAACGAGACAAGAAUGCCAAUGAAAAAAAUAAUAGAUCCUGCAGAUUUAAAGAAAAAAAUUGAAAGGAAGAUCAAAAAAAUGUUGCCUACCGGUUAGAAAUGAUCCACAAACCGCUUUAAUGAAUUUCCCUCCAAAUGUAAAAAUUAAAAUUUACUGGAAAUCAACUUUAAUGCUAAAAAAAAGCUUUUCCUUUCUCAAAAUGCCGGACGCAACUAACUUUUCGAGCCUGAAACGUUUUGAAACUCUAUGAUUAUUCCAAGCAAAUCCUCUUUUUCAAGCUUACACUUUACAAAAAUGUUUCUGCAUAACACUAUAAAUUCGAUAAGUUUAUUAAAUUCGAUAACCCGUGGACGUUACGAAAUUUGAAGAGAACAAAAAUUUAUUCACGGUACCAGUACACGAGUUGAUCAUCUUCGGGCAGGAAUAUUUUUAAAGGAUCAUCGCGUUGUAGAAAUAAACCAGUUGAAUUAUGAACCAUAGUGUGGGAAAUGGACUUGAAAACAGCGAUCUUUGCGUUGAAUUGAUAGAUUUGAAGAGAAGAGACCUUCAAAAAACAGCGCUUUAUAAAUACUGGCUGGUGGUCGGACGACUAGAACAUGGAGGGUCAAGUGAGUGAACACCACGUGAAAGACAGACAUACGGCUGACGCCACUCCGGGUAAACAGUGCUUUUUUCGGUUGUUUUGGCGUCAACCACUAAACAAAUUAGACAUGUUCAAUUGGAGAAAAGCGUUCUUUUUUCAAAAUUUGUUGGAAAACUACUAUACUGAAUGUUUUUCAAGCAAUGAGAUGAAAAAUGAUGAUCAUUUUGUUCUGAGUUGAAAGAAUUUUUUAGAAACCUCAAAAGUCGGAAUAUGCGGAACUUUAAACUUCAAAAAUGAGGCAAACCUCAAGCCCCAAGAAGAGCUUGCUGUUUCAGAAGAGCCGUUUCGGCGGUCUCGAGGUUAUUUUCUCAAAAUCAACAUUUCAGGCUUUCUAGGUCUUCACUGGGUAUAUCAAAAAAAAAGUGUUCUGGUCAAUCUUUGAAAGGAUCCCGACCAAUUACGCCUCUUCUGCUUCGAAUAGAGAUAAUGAAGCAAGUGGAUAAAACUUGAAUGCAUGAAAAAUAAUAAUGAACACAUUCAAUAGGAACAAGGGAUUUUAGGGAAAACCAGAAAAAGCAACAAGCUUCGUUCUGGUUGAUGAAAACCAGAGCUAUUUAAAAAAGUCCUAUUAAUAUACCGGUCUUUGGCGAGAUCGGUUCAAAAUCUGCAAAAUAAGUCUCACAAGUUAUUUAUGUGAGCUGAACUUCGGAAAUUUAGCCCAAACUUCUGCUGUAGGUCCUAGGUAUCAAAAUAAAUCGUCUGCCAAACGCCAUGGGGCACUGAGAAACAGCCCGUCAAAAAUGUACCAAAAAGGUUAAAAAAUGAUUUUCCUUGCAUUAAAAAAAGUUUCUCUCUCGUGUUUUUUAUGGUAUAGAAGCCUACAGAUAAUGGUUAAGAAACCGAAAACCCGGAAAAAUCAGUUCUUGGCCGUUUUCCACAUCUUUGUCGUUAGAUACUUCUAUGUUAAGUUUUUUUUAACUUUGAUCUGGGCUUCAGAGAAAAUGAAGAAGUUAACCAACAAACCUUGAUAAAAAGUUGCCACAUGGCCGCGUUAUUGUGGGCUGUAGAGUCCAACAGUUUAACCCGUAAAAAGUGGAACAACUGUCCGUCUCUCAGAUUAGAUGAAUCAUUGAUCCAUUGUGCAUACUCGUAUGACAAUGUAGCUAUGAGAUACCUUUUUGAAAGCUCUUUUCUUCUUUGUUUUUUUUAUAUAAACUACCUGAUCAAAUAUUUUUUUUCUCUAUAAUAACUUAUAAAUGUUUAUAUCAGUAACAGUUCAACACUUUUUUGCCCAAUAUUUCUGAAACUGGUCGUUUGUAUUUGUAAAAAAAUAGUUGGUAAAAUUUCAUUUUCUGGAAAAAAUCAGUUCAAAAAUAUAUCAGAAAAGACAUCCAGGGGAAUAACUCUUUUUUCGACUUUUUUUGACGCAACGGUAACCCCAAACCUGAAUUUAUGCACUUAUAAAAGGUAAAAAGCCUAGAAAGCUCUUUCGAUUCCUUACCAAAGGAUCUGGGAAGCCAAACCAAUGAAACUAGCUCUUCUUACAGUUUCAAUGAGACUUUUCCAAAUUAUGAGCGCUGCUUUCUUCUCAGACCUUUUCGAAAACUACUCGGUACAGACUUCGAAUCUGCUUGAAGAAACAACGGCAUCUUGAAAUAUAGUCUCAUUCAAAGGUCCAAAGCGAUUCUUUAUGGUAGUUUAUACUUUGCUAUUUCCCGUGAGCAAGGUGGGGCUUUUUUCUUGAGCAAUCGAGCCAACUCAUUAUGAGAGAGCAGAAACCACAAUCAAGGACUAUAAGAACCUCUUGAGGAGGCUCUGAGAUGACGCUAUCGCCCCAAUUAGGACGCCAUAUUGGCGUUGUCGAGCUCUUCCUAUCGGCGUGUGACCUGCGACCUCCUCCUCUUCGUAUCAAGAUUUAG
This is a messenger RNA of Caenorhabditis auriculariae, 12954 nucleotides long. Lineage: Eukaryota; Metazoa; Nematoda; Chromadorea; Rhabditida; Rhabditidae. The record is from the annotation of a GenBank genome assembly.